GUUCAUCAACCACCGUUCCCAUGAGUGUGAGGUACGCUGCACUUUUCGGCGUAAUAAGCGCCUCUACAGCCUCAACUACCUCCAGUCAUGUCUCCAAGAAAAACAGUGCUCAUUACAGGGUGCAGCACAGGCAUUGGAAAUGCUCUUGCUCGAGAGUUCCACAAACAAGGUCUUGUUGUAUUUGCUACAGCCCGUAAUGAAGCUGCACUAUCGGAGCUAUCGAACGCUGGCAUAAAGACCUUUGCUCUUGAUGUUACGAACGACGAGCAGAUCAUCCGCGUUCGCGACCAAGUAGCAGAAAUCACUGGAGGGAAACUCGACAUAUUGGUUAAUAACGCCGGUCAAACUUUUUUAUCAUCCGCAAUUGAUCUCGAUAUGAACCGAGUACAAGAUCUCUACAACGUCAAUGUGUUCGGCGCGAUGCGUAUGGUCAAAGCAUUUGUGCCCCUUCUCAUUGCUUCGGGUGACGCGUGUAUUCUUCAAGUCGGUAGCGUUGCCGGUGUAACGCCAUAUCCCUUCGGUUCUACAUACGGUUCCUCGAAGGCAGCUCUUCAUGCAUUUGGGAACACGCUGCGUAUUGAAUUGUCUCCUUUCAAUAUCAAGGUUGUCAAUUUAUGUACUGGCAGCGUGAAAAGCGACAUCAUCGAGACUAAGCUGAAUCCUCUUCCGGAUAACUCGUUGUACAAAUCCAUCGAAUCUAUCGUCCUUGGAAAGCGAAAGGAGGUAUCUCAAGGAGGCGCCAUGAGUGCUGAAGACUAUGCCAAGAGCGUAGUACCGGAGGCUCUCAAAGCCAACCCUCGGGCAUGGCUUUGGGCAGGAAGCAAAUCAUGGUUUGUAUGGACAGUGGAUACUUUCCUCCCUCGUACUGCUUUUGAUAACAUGAUGAAGAGAUGGUAUGGCAUGGGCCAUAUCGGCUCUAGGCUCUAAAUUUAGGUCCUUCAGUACGAGUGUUUUCGAUAGAUUCCCGUGAAGCACGCUUAUGAUCCACUUUGCUGUUGUUGUUUAUCGGAGGAAAUCAAAAUUUAGCCCCAUAGCGUGACAUCCAGCGACGCCGACAAUUGAUCAUCAGAAAACCUAGCGCCGAGAAGGGGUUGGGAUUCAGAUUGUGCCAUUGUAGCUGGCGCUAUGGGCGUACUUGCGUCCGCCGCAGCUACCCAUCAGAGACUGAGACCAUAAUAUCAAUAACUAAGAUCUGUGCGGGAUUUCAUUCAGUGCUGACCACGAUUAGGUCCUGUUGAAUUGGAUAUAUAUCUCAACCGUAAACCCAAGAAUGUAACCGCU
This is a messenger RNA of Desarmillaria tabescens, 1281 nucleotides long. Its product is annotated as NAD-P-binding protein. Gene Ontology annotation, biological process: triglyceride catabolic process; phosphatidic acid biosynthetic process. Gene Ontology annotation, cellular component: lipid droplet; endoplasmic reticulum. The coding region runs from base 88 to 927 and encodes 279 amino acids. Gene Ontology annotation, molecular function: triacylglycerol lipase activity; acylglycerone-phosphate reductase (NADP+) activity. The transcript has 10 exons. The record is from RefSeq and is a predicted model, not a curated record. Lineage: Eukaryota; Fungi; Basidiomycota; Agaricomycetes; Agaricales; Physalacriaceae.